Cydia strobilella is the source of this 7929-nucleotide messenger RNA. Its product is annotated as proteasome activator complex subunit 4B-like. Gene Ontology annotation, molecular function: proteasome binding; peptidase activator activity. The record is from RefSeq and is a predicted model, not a curated record. Gene Ontology annotation, biological process: proteasomal ubiquitin-independent protein catabolic process. Gene Ontology annotation, cellular component: cytosol; nucleus. The transcript has 30 exons. NCBI's taxonomy places the organism in Eukaryota, Metazoa, Arthropoda, Insecta, Lepidoptera, Tortricidae. Bases 211 to 6048 code for a protein of 1945 amino acids.
GUCGUAUUGGACUGGUUUUCUCACUUUGCUCAUAAAUAUCUCUCUUCAAUGACUUGUGUAAAUUCAUUGUUGUUGAAUUUUUAAUGACGGAACUACGGUGGUAAUUGCGCGGAAACGUAGUGCAUAAACGUGUGCGUGAUAGCUCGUGUCGGUCGGAGUAGAAGGACAUACGCUGAUGACACGCUAACUUUAAAGUGAUUAUAAAUCAAAAUGAUUCAAGACGAAGAGUAUGAGCUGCUGGUGACGACCCCAGAGCGUAUAGCGGCUCUGGGGUUCAAGCCGCAGAAGGAGGUUCUGACGAACCAUGUAUUGCCUUAUGCGGAAGAGCUGGAUGAGGAGUCUACGCGGUUUCUGCAGCAGGUGAAAACUAAUCUGGCGAAGGCUGUGAUGCUGCGUGAGAUGAAACCGGCCUGCGGGGUUUGGUCUUCCAGGCUAAUGAAAUACCUUAGGAUAUAUGGCCUCAAGUUCGGAAAAGAAGACCACAUUGCUCUCAUAAAAUUGGCAUAUGAGUUGGUGCUCAUACCUGACUUGGAGCCCUGCAAAAUACACAAAUUUGCCACCCUGUUCAUCAUGCUUACAAAGAAAAAGCACUUGGUAUCUCCCGAGGAACUUACCCUCCCAUGGCGCCCCCUCUACGAUGUUGGGAAGAAGAUUUUCGCCAAGAACACCACUAGCAUUGGCCUCUAUCAUUAUCUCACGCCUAACCGUGGCACUGGAGGCGGUAUGCUAGAUAUGAUACGCAAAUUCAUAUCAGGCAACGGGCUGGACGACGCCCUAAACAUGUUCGGAAUGGCCCGGCCAGGAGAUGAGCUGCCGACAUCUUUGGAAGGAUCAUACAUGUCUAUGGUGAAAUGCGCAAGACCGUACUUUGAACUAAGCGCCACGAAAGAAAUGCUUGAAGAGUUCCUACCUCAAAUCCACCCGUGGUCCACCGAUACCCACAUGAUGGGUCAAAUGACUGGGUUCCUCCCAGUGGGGCUCUACCCUAAAGAUGCGGCGCAUGGACACGAGCUAUGGUUCGAUAAUCUUAUGGCGUUAUGGGAUAUUUGCUACAACUCGCCGUGUGGAAUCUCGGACCUAAUGACCCUAUUCUCCGGGCUAGCCAAAAAGAACCCCGGCACAGUGGACUGGAGCCCCUACGUGCCCAAGAUGUUCACCAGGUUCCUCCACGCCCUCAACCUUCCCGUCAAUUAUAAGGACAUGCAGUAUUCCAAGAACCAUUCCCUUGACACCAAAGACAUGGCGACAUGGAUCGUAUGGACCAUCAACCCUGAUGGGCUGACGCUGAAGCAUCUGCGUUGCUUCGUAGGCGCGGUGGAGAGUUACUUGCACAGCGCCAAUGCGGGUCGCUGGUCGUACCGUCUUAGAGAUAUGCUUAGGAAGCUCGCAAGGGAGUUUUUGAACAGGGUGCGUCGUGAACGCGAAAAGCGCUACCGAAACAGCUGGGAGAACAAAACGCCAGAAGCGUACAAACUCCGCGACGAAGACAUCACAGAGUUCGUCAACAUCACCCUAGAACCGACACUCCAAGCCGUCUACAGCCGCUCCGGUUCUUUAGACAUCUCCAUCGCUUUGCAAAACCUCGCUACUCUGAGACCGGCUAUAGUGGUCCCUCCUUUACUUGAGAGGCUAAGGACAUCUCUAACUUCCCUAACAGAACCUCAUAGGGUUACCGCGGCUAUGUCAGCGGUGGCGGCCGUCGCACGACCCAUGCUCCAAGGCGCUCAUGGCGACUAUCCUGAAGGACCUACACAUGUUGUACCUUUGUUAUUAGCCGUUCUGCCCGGUCUUGAUCCUAAUGAUAUCAAAAAGACAUUAGUUACCUUGCACUUUAUACUGAUCUUCAGUUGGAUGGUCCCGUAUAUCGACUGUAGUUCAGCCCAUGAGCAUUGGCCAGAUUUAACAGAAGAAGAAUCAUUAACCUGUCAAUCUACAGCCCAAUUCGAGGAUUUCGUACUAGUGUUCCUUGAUAGAUUGUUCACGAUCAUAGAAUCCAGUGUCAUGGAGCAUGUGCGUUUGGAUACAAAGGAAUCCGACAGCGUUCGUAGUAAAACGGAUGCGGUUAUGGAAACUGCUAUUUCAUCAGCUGCUACCUCUGUAUUGAUGCAAUGCUCGCCUAAAAUAUUCAAAGAAGCUUUGAAGAAAUUUAAAGCAUUCGCGAAUGAAUCUACAUAUGAAACAAACGUGUCAGGUAGUAUGAUUGGAGUGUUACUAAAAGUUUUCGCUCGCAUCGACUCCGAAUCUACUCUAGCUGCGUUCGUACCCGAUCUAUGCGAAGAGCUAAACGAGUUAUUAUCUACAGAAGAGGCUAUUCGCGAUGAGAACCCUCAAAGAGACUUGUCAUACAGUUUGGUGUUGCUCAUGAAUGUUGUUGAAUGCGAUGGGGUGGUGCUACUGAAAUACAUUCCGCAGAUAAUUCCAGUAUUGGAUAAAGCGCUCAAACUUCACGCUAAGUACUCUCUGAUUCGUGCGUGUGAGAUAUUAAGCCGCAUGUUUACUUCGUUAUGUUUUGUGGAUUUGAAGGAGUGGAGGAGUUCUCCUAAGGACUAUGGGUCGGCGCCGCAGACUUGGUUGCCAGUUAGGGAGUGGGGGAGGGGGUGUUUGUUGAAGGAGGCGGACUUUAAGUGGCACGUGCCGUGUAAGGAGGAAGCUGCGUGUGCGCAGAUGCUGGUUGACAGAUAUCUGAAACCAGAGCUAGCGCGUCUACGUCAAUGGCUGUCCAACGAAAGGGACAUGUGCCGCGAGAGAAGGCUGCGUUGUUUCUACGUCAUCAACGCCGUAUUAUCCUGCAGCACCUUUCUACCGCCGCCUAAUGAAGAGCCUGUGACCCUCAUGGAAUCCCUCGUGCCAGCCACCAGUAUUCCAUUCACGAACGGCGUGAAGCACACAGUCACAUUAGAGGGCGAAAACCUACGUGUAGCGCUCACACGGCUGCUGUUGGAGGUUCAAGCGCGCAUGCUGGCUGACAAGACCGAUGAUACGCGCGGAUUGGAGAUGCUUAUACAGGUUUGGGAGCGAGCGGUGGUGAUGAAGGGGCUACGCUCAGGCUCGGGGCUUGAAGCUCGACUGCGUUCAUACGGGGCGUUGGAACGCGCGCUGGACGGGCGGGGGGGCGUGGCGGGCGAUGCACAUGGUGCCGCCAAAUUAAGAACGCUGGUGGCAGAUGGGGCCAGACUGCAAGACGAAGCUCGACUAGACCUCGUAUGCGACGCGGGCAUAACACCAUCCGCACUGCAAGCACUCAACGCGUUGUAUGAACUGUCCAUCAACACAUACAGCUCGGUGCGAAUGCUCGCUCAACUCCGUUUAUCCUGGAUGUUAUCUCACUACCCGUACUCCUACCGCGCUUUGGUACCAAAAUUGGCUGAACUGCUUCACCAAGGCGGCGAGGGCGAUGAGUGGCAUGCGAGGCACAAAGGCGCUCUGUUCAUAAUGCUGGGACCGCGCACUGGUCCACUGACGGCCAAACAAGACUGGGAGGUGGUCAAGACGCUCUGGCCGGCUAUACUCAAAGCGCCUCUCAGUGAAAAACCUAGCAUACUACGAUUGGAGCAAGCAUUCAGCGAAACCCUUCACCGCCACUUCCCCACAGUAAACACCCGGCUGGUCAUCUCCCAAUCCGCCAUAGAAGCAGCCAAGCAUUUCUUCACCGAAGCUGAACUUUCCGAAGCAAAGCUGGCGGAAUUAUUGGCCAAUGCUGAAGCUAGGGAGCUCGCGCAUUCGGACAAGAUUGAGAAAAUCUACACGGAGUUGGUAGAUGAGUUGGUUGACGUCGCUGAGACUCCUAAUGUUCAAUGGCGCCGUCUCGAGCUGGCCAUGCAAAUGCUGACCUACUGUCCAUCAGUCCAAACCCCCUACACGGCACGCGCCGUCCGCCUCGCGUUACAUUCUUUACUACACGACGAUAUAGCAGUACGCAGAACAGCACAGAAGUUGACGCACUUCACGCUGCAGCAGAGAAAGAGGGAGCUUAAGAAGAUUAAGGUGGAUCCGUAUGAGGUCGCCGGGGUGAAGAAACCGAAAAAGUUUGAGCCAGGUUACAGAAAGGACUUGGAAUGGGCCAUGUGGUCUGAAGACAAGAAAGUGCCGGCAACGGAUGAGGAGUGGGACCGGCCCUGGCUAAGGAACCCUAACUAUGGCUUCUACUGCUGGCCUGAACAGCUUGAGGUAGCAGCUCCAGCAUCAGAACAAGUGUUCUCCAGCGAUGUCCCCCCCGCAGAGAUGGAGGAAGGCGAGCGUCACAUCCACGAAUUCUUCUCCGAUGACGCCAACGUGGAGAAGCUGGUGUCAUUCUUGACGGUGGAAGAGAAGAAGGGAAAGGACAAGUUCAGUGGAGUGCGGUUCUCCAUGUUUAAGUCUCUGUUCACCCAAUUCGGUCCAGUCAUAACGGAGAAGUUCCUUGUCCACGCGCGGCGCUGCGCCGCCGACUCACAGGAAGCGCCUCAACGUUUCGCGUCCGAGGUGGCCGCGUCUGCGUUAAGAGCGCCGCGGUACUGGCGCCGGCAGGAUGCCUUGAGCAUUUAUGGCAGUGUGCUUGAAGUUUAUAGUGCUGGCCUAACAUCCGUCAUCCCAGAAACCAUGGAGGACUGGGGCACUUCGUUAGCCUCGGGGGUGGUGAAGCUGGAGCCGACGCGGGGCGGCGGGUUCCUGCGCGAGCUCCUCGAGCUGUGCGCGCCGCCCGCCAGCAGCGCGCACGACCCCGACCAGCACACGUCGUUCGUGGUGUGCGCAAGGCUGUACGCGCUGCAGGGUGCCCUUGGCUCUCUUAGGUGGCAGACGGCUCUUCUCGGCUUCGAGCUUCUGGCGAGGCUUGAAGCGGCCAACUUUAUGCAGCACCCGUACCAGAACGUGCGAGAGACAGUUGGCAGUUUGCUUAUGACGAUCUUUGACACGGAGCUGGUGUUCACCGGCGGCGCGCCGCGCUUCGCCGCCUUCCUCGCCUCCGUGCGCCCGCGACUGGAGCCCCUUUAUGACGAGAAUGGAGAUAUUGUGAUAAAAACGGCAGCGUCCAUGGCACAGAUGGCGGGCGCUCGCCGCUCACCGCGCGCGCGCUCGCCCUCGCCCGAGCGGCGCGCGCCCCGUGUGGACGUGCCCGUCGCGAGUGCGAGGCUCGACCCAAUUGAUGAUACUCAGCAGGAACAUGAGAACGCUAACGAACCCGGAGAAUCCUCAGAGAACGCCAGAGGCGAGCGACUCGACAAGAAUCUGUCGACACAUCUCGACACGGCGCUGCGGCUCGGCGGCGAUAGUGUAGCGACUGAUCUGCGUGACCACGCACGGGCUAUUAACCUGCUUACCACAGUUCUCCGCGGCUGCAUGGGCAUGAUAGUCCGCGGCGUGCACGGCGCCAUCACCGCGCAGUACUCGCUCGUGGGCACCGCGUGCUCGCUGGCCGCCCGCGGGCCCUCCGUGCCGCACGACGAGCUGGCGCGCGCCGCCGACGGCUUCCUGGCGUCCGUGGCGCUCGCUGCCAACGACGCUGUGGCGUUCCAGCAGGCGCUGCUGACUAUAGAGACUGUAGCUGCUGGGAGAUCGUGGUGGGCGCGCCUAGCCUGCCUGGACUUCGCGCAGCCGCUACUGUUCUACGGCCUGCCUCUACUGUGCGACCAGCCGGAGUUAGCCGUUCGCGCCGAGAACUUCACGCUCAAGCUCAUGAGGGACCCGCGACUUGAGGUGCGGCAAGCAGCCGGCAAGCUUCUAACAGGCCUGAUGCACUGCGGAGCCCUACCGGACGAGGAGCGCACGCUGCGCUCGCUGACCCUCACGUGCCGCAGCAAGGCGCCGCUGGAGCGCCACGCCGGCGUGCUGGGCCUGUGCGCCUACCUCGCCUCCCGCCCCUACAGCCUGGGGGGGGCGCUGGGCGCGGUGCUGGCGGAGCUGGCGCGGCACACGUCGGCGCCGGACCCGGUGCCGGCCGCCAUCCGCGCCGCGCUGGCCGACUUCCGCCGCACGCACCAGGACGACUGGCCGAGACACCGCGACCAGCUCACACAGGAGGAACUGGACCUGCUAGCCGACCUCACGUCCCCGCCCUCAUACUGCGCUUAGCAUUCAGACUCGUGGACCGAUGAAUCCAGCCACUCGUCGAACAUUUAUGGAGUCGACGGAGGAUGAAAACUUCGCACGACUCCCCUAUUCAUAUCGAAAGAACAUCAAUAAUGGUCAUCACGUGGGCCAUUCUACUUUUCGUUGUGCAUAAUUUUUUGACACUCUUUGGUGUAUUUUAGAAUACUUUGCCAUUACUUUCUUUUUCUGUUUUGUGACGGAGAAUGAGGCUUAAUUAGGCUAUUAAUCCUGAUUCUUAUAUAUUAUGAUAUUUUUAAUCAGUUACAGAUUGUCUCCCGAUUUCUAUGAAAAUAAGGCAUUUACCACUGCGUUACCGUCGUUUUACUUUAAUCAAUAUUAAUAUAUGAAUUUUGUUCAACAAAUUCCAAUUAUUUGGUUCAGGUACAAUUUGGGAAUACAUCUUUAAUAUCUUUUCAAUAUCUAUCAUACUUUUUUCUGGUACACGAUUUCAAUAUCUAUCAUACUUUUUUCUGGCAAUAAAUUAAUGGAAAAAAGUAGAAUGACCCACGUAUAACGUAUGCACGUUAGAAUCGGAACUAUGAUAACAGUUGCUAGGUGAUUCUCACAAAAACAUAGCGUUUUAACAUCUUAUGUAUCUCUUCUCCUAUCUCUAAAAUUAUAAGGCGAAUCUUGGAAUAUCUUUUGUUUUGUGCCUGAGUGGACGCUCGUUCGGCGGGGCGUGCAGCGUGGCGGCGGGCUCACAAGUGAUGUGAGCAGCGUGCGUGCACGUGCAGUACGUGCACUAAUGCCGCUCCUAUAGGUACGUUUGCAUUUGUUUAACAUGCACGCAGCACGCGUCGCUGGGGCGACGUGCGGCGUGGGUCUUGCAUAGAAGCGUCCACUCAGGCCUUACACUUAGACAAUUUCAUUUUAAGUUCGCACUAUGCUUACUUCCGUAAUAAAAGGCGUGCUUGACACCCUACAGUAUGAAAAUGUAGGUGAGGUAGUUCAGGAAAUAUACGGUAAAUGAACGCUGAUUGGUUUCGUUAUAUUUGUUAAAAUGAAACUGAUUUUGUAAGGUUUUUGAGUUCUAUUUUUAUUCGCCUAUUCUGCUUUUAGCAAUUAAUGACACUCCCUCACUUUGUUCUUUUCAAGUCGCUGCAAAGUUCUAUGCAAGAUGUAAUUAAUCUCUGAUUGUUUUCCUACAAAUUAAAUAUAAAAAUAAUGAUCCCUGAAAAUAAAAUUAUUACUAUGUAUCAAUGCAUAAAAUAACUACUGUUGGAAGUGAGAAGACAAAAAUAACAUUACACAAAUGUAUAAUUUUAAUCGUACAAGUUUUGUUAAGUUUAGCUCUAAAAAUUAAUGUGCCCAUGCCCUAGAUCUUUGUAGAAUAAUCUAAAAAAUAUUAAAAUAUUUCUUCAAAAACCUACGAACGAAAUAUACUAUCUUAAAGUAAGACAACGAGCGACUGUGAAAAAAACCUCGAUAACAAAGAUAUACUUUCCGCUGAACGUAAUACAAAGAACAUGGACAGAUUUUUUUUUUAGCUUUAACACGUCUUCUAUGCUGUGAUGGUGUUGGUUUUGUAAGGUGGGUGGUAGAUUCAUUCCUUCAAGCUCAAGAGACCACAUUCUGCCAUUAACAUUUCAUUUAUUUUUCGAAAAUUAUGAUAAUUAAUUAUAAUGAGGUUGGGCUAUUCAAUUUAUUUUUGUAACAAGGACAGACGCAAAUUUAUUUUUCGGUUCUUUUUGUUAGUGAUAAAUAAGUACGUGAAUAUUUUUUGUUACCAAUAAUUAUAAUCCGAAGUUUUUUUAGCCAAUUUGUAAUCGGCUGUUUCUUAAAGAUCUGUUGAAAAGUUAGAUUUGUAAAUAAUAUGUAUAAAUAUUGAUUUAGAUAAUAAAUAAAAUAUAUUUUGAAUGGUUA